Messenger RNA from Eublepharis macularius, 3427 nucleotides. It is a transcript of the gene CASTOR1, whose product is annotated as cytosolic arginine sensor for mTORC1 subunit 1. The record is from RefSeq and is a predicted model, not a curated record. Gene Ontology annotation, cellular component: cytosol. Bases 48 to 1040 code for a protein of 330 amino acids. Lineage: Eukaryota; Metazoa; Chordata; Lepidosauria; Squamata; Eublepharidae. Gene Ontology annotation, molecular function: arginine binding. Gene Ontology annotation, biological process: negative regulation of TORC1 signaling; cellular response to L-arginine. The transcript has 9 exons.
UGGGCCGCCGGCCUUCUUGGAGGCGAGCGACGCGCAGGGCCGGCGUCAUGGACCUGCGGAUCCUGGAGCACCGGGUGCGGGUGCUGAGCAUCGCUCGCGGCGGCCUCUGGCUCUACACGCACCCGCUCCUCAAGAUGCUGCUCCUGCCUCAGCGUAGCAGGUGCAAAUUCUUCAGCUUAACCGAGACACCUGAAGAUUAUACCAUUAUUUUGGAUGAAGAAGGCUUUAAAGAGCUGCCUCCGUCCGAGUUCUUGCAAGUGGUAGAUUCCACCUGGCUGGUGCUCAACGUUUUGUCCAAUGGCAGUUCCUCCGCCAACAUCCAGCCUAUUGGCGUCACCAAGAUCGCCAAGUCGGUCAUCGCGCCAUUGGCAGAGCACAACGUCUCAGUGCUUAUGCUCUCCACCUAUCAGACUGACUUCAUUCUGGUGCGGGAGAAGGACAUGCCUGUUGUGAUUCACACACUGGAAGGCGAGUUUGAUAUUUACAAGGAGGUGAAUGGGGAGCCGGUCCCCGCAAACUGUGAUGAUGCGAGCAACGGAUUCCUGAAGCCAAAACAAGCCGUGAACUCCACUGUCCACCCCAUCCAGAGCCCUCGGAACAGGUUCUGUAUUCUGAGUGUCUCUCCUGAUUCUUUGCCAGCCAUUGCCACCAUCCUCAUUGAUGUCCUUUUCUACUCGCACAGCCCCCCAAAGGAAACGGUUCCAGCCAGCCAGGAUCUCGACUCCGUUACCUUCUUUGCCUUUUCAUUGAUCGAGGGCUACAUUUCCAUUGUCAUGGAUGCUGAAACCAAGAAGAAGUUUCCCAGUGAUCUCUUGCUGACCAGCUCCUCAGGGGAGCUCUGGAGGAUGGUGAGAAUCGGUGGGCAGCCCUUGGGGUUUGACGAAUGUGGGAUUGUGGCUCAGAUUGCAGAGCCUCUGGCUGACGCCGACAUAUCUGCUUACUACAUCAGCACCUUCAACUUUGACCAUGCCUUGGUUCCAGAAGAAGACAUUGACCACGUCACGGAAGUGCUCCAGAAACGGCAGGAGAGCCAGAGAUAGCUAUUUGGCAUAGCCUUGACAUGACUCCAGUGCCUAUUUGAGAAUGGAAGCUGAUGGACAAUGUCCCAGCUGUGCUUGACACGGGUGUUCCUGAGGCAAGGAAGAAAGCACACCUCAACGUGAACGGGGCCACCAUCUUUUAGACUUUUUUCCCCUUGGAGAGUUGUCUGUUCCAUGUCGAGCACACAGGACACCUGUGGGGAACUGCUCUUUGCUUCCCAGAAAGAGGGGUGCCUGUGCUUGCUUUUGGAUACUUUCCAGAACCUGGCUAACUAUGGCCAAUUUCAGUAUUGCCCAGUGCAGCAUUUCAGCGCUUUCAUUCCAUCCUCAGUUGUGUUGUAUCUGGAGCCGUGAAGGAUUUCUCUCCAUGACGGCUUCUGGGGGGAAAUUCUCCUUUUUUUGCACAUUUCUGUACUGAGAUUUCCCUGCUGAGAAUCAAGCCUGGAGCUUUUGGGGUGCGGUUGUGGUGUCCCUUUUUUUUGUUUUGUUAGAGCUGGAAACAGCUGCAUGUAUUCUAGGGUGGUGGAGUGUUGCUUUUAAGGUGUGGUCUUAAAAAUAGAUAUUGGAGCCAUUUCAUGUGUACUGGAGAAGUAAACUAGAGAUUGGCUUUCACUUCUGCUCCUGUUCCAAAGCUCAGGACAGGAGGAUUCCUGUGGAGCUUUUAGGUGCUCUGGAUAGGCUCCCCUUUGGCUGGGGUUGUGCUGUCCACUAACAGUAUUAAGCUAGCACAUUAAUGGGCAAUACUCGUUUGUCAUUGCCAAAAUCCGUGUUGGGUUGGGGCUGGGUAGGAAGGGGAAAACUUCCGCCUCCUUUUUCCUGUGGCCUUAAAGCUGACUCUGUGCCUUUUGUGUUCAGUCCUAUUUAAAGAUAUAAUGCAAGGAAUAAAGCCUUAUUUUCCCACCCCACGCCCUUGGUCCUCCCCUCUUUGGGCAAGAGGAGGAGCGCAGUGCCCUUCUGGGCCCUGGCAGACACACUGAGUGAGACUUGGACAGCACUCCCAAAUACUUCCUUGGUCCUUGGAAUGGGUGGGUGCAAAUCUUUGUGGGUUGUGCGGCUAUCCAAAUAUCUUCAUAUAUAAUAAAGUGAGGUGUACUGUUUUUGGCUGUAGGUGAGGGAAAUACAUAUUUGAAGGAGAAACCCCCUCUUCCUGUAAGUUGAAAACGAGCAGCCCUGGAGAGAGUUUCUAGUCUCACCCAUUCUUUGCUAUUCUACUCUGGCCUGUGGGGAUUUGUGUGUGGUUGAGGUGCUUUAAUGCAGGAAAGCCCUAAAAAAUGUGGUCUCCUCCACCCACCACACACAUGCCCCAGGGUCUGAAGUGACCCCAUUCAUUGCACAAUUCCUGCUGCAUACGUCAGUUCUGUCUGAGCUACCGACAGUGCUAGGGAUCGUGGGAAUGAGAGGAGUCUGUUCAGGUGGCAGCUGCUCACACUCCAGGCUGGCCCCUGUAGCACAAAACCAUGGGUUGUUGCAACCCGUGUUUUGGACACAGUCGUCUCCUGGUCCCCGUAGGAAGCCAGUCGUGCAGAUCGCAGUGCCAUUGGGUUGAUGUUGAGUGCGCAAACCCAGCAAGGGCCCCAAAGUGAGUGCACACUAUCCACCCUCCCCUAGGCCUAAAUAAGACAAAGUGCUUAGCACAUGCCCCAAAAUGUGAUCCAUCAGGACAGGCUCUGAGCGUUCCCAGGAUGCUAGCAGGAUAAAUCAGUUUUUUAAAGUGGUGCACUUUAUCUGAUUAUAAUUACUCUGGUGGAAGUCCAUUAUUCUGCCCUGUAGAACUGGGACUUGUUCUUUCAAGGGCAGGAUGAGUGGUUUUGUCUCAAGCAGGGCUUGGCUGGCUGAAAAGGAAAAUGGCUGGAUUUGGGGGACAGCUUCAAGCUUAAAUUUCUUGGGAAGAGGUAGAAAUGCAGGGCGUUUGCUAGCCUUGCAUACACGUGCACCUGGAUUUCUGGAGCUGCCAAGGGCGGAGCUGGCUGUACGCUGGGUUCCGCUUUCUAAUAUCGGAAGAGGGAGCUUUUUGGUGAAAGCCAGAGCCAAUUGAAAGACAACCCGGCAGCCGACAGGUGAUUAGUACUCGUGGCCAUGGCUGGCUUAGCACAAGGGACUGAGGACAAUAACAAGAUGCUAGGAAGAGGAGUGGGGAUGGGACAGAGCUCUGCUUUCCGCGCGUUUUCUGAGCGAGAUCAAGUGUUUCAGGGGUGGCUCUCUUCUGCCAGCUCCCCUUUGGUUCCUGGCUUAGACUUGCUGUCUCUGUUCUCAAGUGACUGUUAAGCUAAACUGCUUCCCCUAAUGGUCCAGUGUAAACUACCUUAUGUGCAGCCGAGAUGGAGGUUUCUUUUAAAUCCUCUAUUUUUUCAUAGUUUGAAAUUUUGUCAAUAAAGGUUGUCAUUUUC